Fulvia fulva is the source of this 852-nucleotide messenger RNA. RefSeq lists its product as uncharacterized. Gene Ontology annotation, molecular function: transmembrane transporter activity. The coding region runs from base 1 to 852 and encodes 283 amino acids. Gene Ontology annotation, cellular component: membrane. The record is from RefSeq and is a predicted model, not a curated record. The transcript has 2 exons. Gene Ontology annotation, biological process: transmembrane transport. NCBI's taxonomy places the organism in Eukaryota, Fungi, Ascomycota, Dothideomycetes, Mycosphaerellales, Mycosphaerellaceae.
AUGAUCCAGACCGUGGCCUUCAGUAUGGCGGGGCUCUGUUCCGCUAUGCCGACGGCUGGAGGGCUUUAUUAUGCUGCCGCAGUUUUGGCGCCAGAGGGUUGGGGACCUGUUGCGGCGUGGUUUGUGGGCUGGAGUAAUUUUUUCGGGUUCAUUAGUGGGCCUUGCUCGCUGAAUUAUACGCUUGCGGCUAUGGUGCUGACGGCGGGGCAGAUAAGUAAUGCGGAUUAUGUUCCGAAGGAUUGGCAUAUCUACCUCAUCUUCCUCCUGAUCCUCAUUCUCCAGGGAGCCAUCACAAUGCAAAGCACCAAAUUCAUCGGCCACGUGAACGUCGUCGAAACAGUCUUCAACGUCCUCAUCGUCCUCAUGUUCAUCAUAUGGUUUCCAGUCGGCUCCAUCAACACCCCAAAGACAAACGACUCCCACGCCGUAUGGACGACUUUCGAGAACGGCACGCAAUGGCCCAUUGGCUGGGCGACAAUCAUGGGCUUUCUCACCACAAUCUACACCAUGUCCGGCUACGACGUCCCCUUCCACCUGACCGAAGAGUGCAGCAACUCGAACCUCGCCUCGCCUCGCGCCAUUGUCAUGACCGCGCAGUCCGGGCUCUGGAUGGGCUGGGCUAUCAUGAUGGUCAUCGCAUAUACCGUUAAGGACAUCCCGGACGUCGUGAGUGGUCAAUACGGCCAGCCAUUCGGGUCACUCUGUCCCCAGGUUCUGGGGAAGAGGGCAGGUCUUGCGUUCUUCUCGUUGACUAUGAUCGCCCAGUUUUUCUGCGGACAGGGUGUCACGAUCGCUGCAGCAAGGGUGACAUUUGCGUAUUCGCGUGAUGGAGCGAUUCUGGGGAGUAGGUGA